This is a messenger RNA of Oryzias melastigma (Indian medaka), 507 nucleotides long. Its product is annotated as elongator complex protein 2-like. Lineage: Eukaryota; Metazoa; Chordata; Actinopteri; Beloniformes; Adrianichthyidae. Gene Ontology annotation, biological process: tRNA wobble uridine modification. The transcript has 5 exons. Gene Ontology annotation, molecular function: protein binding. The annotation marks the transcript as partial. Gene Ontology annotation, cellular component: elongator holoenzyme complex. The record is from RefSeq and is a predicted model, not a curated record.
UAACUGUUGUAUUCUUUUUCCAGGGACGUCUUCAGUGUUUUCUGUGUCGCUUGAAACCGUCCUUGCAGGACAUGAGAACUGGGUGUGUGGAGUCCACUGGCAGCCUCCUGUCUACAAAGAUGAUGAGCUGCAACAACCAGCCAGGCUCCUCUCUGCCUCUAUGGAUAAAACCAUGAUCAUCUGGGCUCCUGAAGAAGGAUCGGGCGUCUGGGUUGAGCAGGUGCGAGUAGGGGAGGUGGGCGGAAACACUCUGGGCUUCUACGGUUGCCAGAUGAGUCCUGAUGGAUCUAUGAUUGUGGCUCAUGCUUUUCAUGGAGCGCUACAUCUCUGGUGUAAAGAUUCCAAUAAAGAGGAGUGGAGACCAGGAGUGGUUAUAUCAGGUCACUUCAGAGCGGUUCAAGACCUGAGCUGGGAUCCCGAGGGCGAGUUCAUCCUGAGUGUGGGGUCAGACCAGACAACCAGACUGUUCACUCCCUGGAAGAAGCGAGACAACAAACAAGUGACCUG